GCAAAUGAACCAAGAACGCAUCAGACGUCUAAGUUAUGAUGGGCUAUGUUGCUGUUACGCGUAAGCGUCUUUCAUAAUCAUUCUGGCUGAUUCAGUCCUAACACUGGCGCUAAAGUGUUCCUACAAGACAUAUCUUGAAAAGUUUUGUCUAUGGCUGACGACGAGACUCUAAUUGACAAUUCCACGCGAACGUCUUCAGUGCCGUGUUUUCGGCGUCCAAGAGUACUUUCUUCUAGCAGUCUUGAUCCAUACGAGGAUCCUGUUACCGGGCUGGAAAGAGUUGCCUCACUUUCCAAUAUUAGCAGUGCAGCCCAGAGGCGGAGAGAGGAUGAAGAACUUCUUCGGAGACGACAUCAGAGACAACAAUCAGAGCGAGAGCAUGCGUUGUCUUCAAAAUACGAAAGCUUGAACUAUGAAGUUACAGAAAAUCAGCUCUACAAAGACGAAGAAGCUGAGCCAAACCACCAUAUACGUUUAUGGAGGCGAUCGCGAAAUCGCUGGAUCGUGUGUUUCUUCAUAGGCUUUUUCACAGCCAUAGUCGCUGCCUUCAUAGACAUAAUGGUGCACAUCAGCCAAGAAAUCAAGUUCGGCGUGAUCAUCAAGAGGCUCUUGUCGAAAUGCGACAAAGAGACAGAAUUGACUGGUGAUGGUUGUAUGUGGACAGUCGAGGCCGCCUGGAUGUGUUACAAUUGUAUACUGGUUGGGAUAGCGGGUUGUCUGGUAAUCUUCUGGGCUCCUGUCGCGGGUGGAUCUGGAAUACCUCAGAUCAAAUGCUUUCUCAAUGGAAUUCAGAUACCAGAAGUAGUUAAGCUAAAAACCCUGAUCUCUAAAGCCUUUGGAGUUGCUUUAGCUGUUGGUGGAGGAUUGUCAGCUGGAAAAGAAGGACCAAUGAUUCAUUCUGGAGCCGUUGUUGGUGCAGGGCUGUCACAAGGACGAUGCCAGUCCAUCCCGUUUGACACGGGACUUUUCAAGGAAUUUAGAAACGACAGAGAACGACGCGACUUUGUCUCGGCGGGUGCAGCCGCUGGAGUGGCUGCAGCUUUCGGUGCACCAAUUGGUGGUGUGCUUUUUUCUCUUGAAGAGGGGGCAAGCUUUUGGAAUCAGAAUUUGACAUGGAGAAUGUUCUUCUCGGCUAUGAUCUCGGCCUUUACCUUGAACUUUGUGCUUAGUUGGUAUAAUGGUCGAAGUGGAUGGUUAUCUUGGACCGGUCUAGCUAACUUCGGUGUGUUCGAGAAUAAGAACUACAAUAUCUGGGAAAUACCUUUCUUCCUCGCAGUUGGGGUCAUCGGAGGUCUCACUGGUGCUUUAUUCAAUCACCUCAACAUGAAGCUGACGCAAUUUAGAAAAAAAUACGUGUCAAACAAGUGGAGACGUUUGGUAGAAUGCUUCCUAGUAGCGGCUAUGUCUGCGUUUACGGGUUUUGUCACUCUUUUUGUGGUGGAUGACUGCCAACCUGUUGGCGUCAACCCGAAUAUAACCGAAGUCAACCAGAUGUGGUGCAAGAAGGGCGAAUAUUCGGCCGUGGCCAAGCUUUUCUUCCAGAAUCCGGAGGAGAGUGUAAAGGCGUUAUUCCAUAGUCCAGUUAAUUCCUUCCGACCUUGGACAUUGCUGAUAUUCUCUGUAGAGUAUUAUCUGCUAACUUUAUGGACUUUCGGGCUUUCGGUACCUGCUGGAGUUUUUAUUCCCGCAUUACUGACGGGUGCCGCCUGGGGUCGUCUCUUUGGAAUCGGCGUUGGAAGAGUAUUUCCAAACAUUACGGGGAUUGAUCCAGGCAAGUAUGCACUAGCGGGAGCAGCUGCGCAGUUGGGAGGUCUCGUUAGAAUGACUAUAUCUCUUACUGCAAUCAUCAUGGAAGCUACAAAGGAUAUAACCUUUGGUCUUCCAAUCAUGUUAGUGCUUAUGGUCACAAAAUGGGUUGGCGACAUGUUCAAUGAGGGAUUGUAUGAUAUACAUAUUGACAUCCAGGAGGUUCCCAUUUUGGGUUGGCAUCCACCCAAAGUUAGCCGGAAUAUAUUAGCAGAAAAGGUCAUGCGUUCUGAUGUGGUUGCCAUGGAACGUCGAGAACGAGUCGCUCGGGUUGUAGCUGUGUUGAAAACUACGAACCAUCAUGGAUUUCCGGUUGUGGAUAGGAUUGAAGAGUCAGCAUAUUCCAGUCUUCCGGACUAUGGUCAUCUGAAAGGCAUGAUUCUACGAUCUCAGCUCAUCACUCUGCUUGAAAAAAGGGUAUUCUAUUCUGAGCUGGAUGGCUUUGAAGGAAUUGAGAGAAUGGGUACUGUCAAGCUCAGUGAUUUUUUUGACGAAGAUGUGCAGCAAGACAAGCCUGUAGAAUCACUGGGAUUGUCCGCGUCGGAUGAGCAGUGCUGGAUGGAUCUUGAGCCGUAUAUUCAUCCUCACCCGCAUCGAGUUCCUCUGAAUGCUUCCUUACCCUUCAUCUUCCAGCUUUUCCGAGGUCUUGGAUUGCGGUAUCUGCCCGUUGUGAAUGAUGAGAAUAAGCUUCGCGGAAUUAUCACGAGAAAGGACGUUGCUAGGUUCCGUGAACGACGAUUCAACAGGAAAUAUCAAGUUCAAGAGCUGUAUAUAGCAGAAGAUAGGUCUAACUGACCUACUGCAACUGUGGAAUAUUCUGUGUCAAACUGGUUAUCAUUAAUACGUGGAGUUUGUAUCUAUGGGUGAAUCUAUACUGGAUUAGAAUUCGCUAGUCUUCAUUGCCUAUCCAUAUGCAAUAGCUACCUGUUCUAGAACUUCUAGAAGCUUUGUAUUGGUUGAUCCGGUGAUUUGUGAUGUUUUUUUUUGUGAUUUGUUGUCUCAUUUUAUCUCUCAUUGCUGUGCUACUUUUCCACUAUUUGAACUCUUAAUAAACUUUACUGCCU
This is a messenger RNA of Cylicocyclus nassatus, 2870 nucleotides long. NCBI's taxonomy places the organism in Eukaryota, Metazoa, Nematoda, Chromadorea, Rhabditida, Strongylidae. The record is from the annotation of a GenBank genome assembly.